Molecule: messenger RNA, 630 nt
Organism: Protopolystoma xenopodis
Lineage: Eukaryota; Metazoa; Platyhelminthes; Monogenea; Polystomatidea; Polystomatidae
Source: the annotation of a GenBank genome assembly
AAUGCCUCCAUAGGGGAGCCUUUGCCUCUUAGAACAGGACCUGUUGAAAUGGAUGUCUGGCGUCAGCAUCAGCUAGAACAACGGCGCGCAUUUCUGGCGGCAGCCACGAUAUGCGGCGAUUCUGCAGUAAAUGCCAUAGAUCGAAAAAUCACGAGGUCAUUGUCUAGCCACAGGUUCUUCCUUGAAUCUGAUUCUAUAGACAAUCAGAUAUCCGAUCUUUCCUUUAUGCCCAAUACUACAGAGGAGUUUGAGCUGGCCGUCAAGAAUCAGCCACAUUGUGCAGCUUGGUGGAUCGCUUUUAUGCGUCACAAACUCUCGUCAGGCAAGAUCCAGCAGGCUUCUUCCCUUUCUGGUAUGUUCUCAGAAUCAAGAGGCCGUUGUUUGGCCGAAGUGCGAACUGUAGCCGAGCGAGCGCUUCUUGCCUUGUCAUCUAUUGAAAACGUAUCGGAACAGCCUCAAAGAAGAACAAAGAAUUCAAGGUCAACAGCCAACGUCGGUAAAAUGUAUUGUGGCCUCAUCACACUUGCUAUUCACCCCGACCCGCUCUCUUUCGAUCGUCUAAUCCGACUCGGGCCUCCAAUCCGGAUCCCUUUAUUGUCUCGUAGACCCGUUCCUUCUCUUUCUGUUUGA